AUGUCCGAAGUUCCAUCGUCGAGUGCCGAGGCGGUGACCCUGUGGGAGAAAGUGGCUGUGCUAGAGGCAGAGCUAGGCACCUGCCAGAGCCAUCUGAACUGGGAGAAGAAGCUAUGCCUCAAAGGUCAGGGGGAUAAGGCCCGUUUUUGUAAUUUCUGCUUUCAAGGAGAUGCUGAAUCUUAACAUUAGAGCGGUCCCAUCUUGGAAUCAAGAAAUGCUACAAGUUAUUGAGCGAAUACAGCCACUCUUUGGACAUUCUGAAUUCAUUAGGCUUUGCGAUGGCAUCUCACCACAUGAAAUCUCACAUUUCAAAGCAUGCUUUUUGUGCUGAUCACACUUCUGCCUGGCUGUCUAAAUGUGCCAUUUUGUAUGUCAAGCUUCCCAUUUAGACUCUGUGCCCGCACUAUGUAACCAGCAUCACAAAUAUCAAAUGAAGAAAAGACUUUGCAGCUCUGCGGCUUCAGUCAAUCCGCUCUGCCAUAGUUGAAGGACACUGUUGCUAUGAAGAGAGAGUUUGCCCAUAUGGAGGGAAUGUGCCUGAAGACUUACCCAAAGACUUAGUUGUUUACCUAAUCUACAAAAAUUUAAGAGCAGUCUUGUUUAAAGAUUUAAAUCUCCAAAUAGAGAGAUCAAUUGGAUACUUAAUUAACUUUUUAUUAGGGGAUGAGUCCCCAAUACCUCUAAAAAAAGUGACCUGUUUUGACUUUAGAGCAGCAAUUUUAAGGAGAAACAUUUGUGGAGAUGAUAAGUACUUCAGGGGAGCAAACUCUUUUCUGAGCAAAUGUUUGGUUUAAAUAAUUAUUUUAACUGUGUAAUGUAUUCUUUUCUAUGUUCGUUCUGUUUUAUGUAUUUUUCUUUUUUUAUAAUGGCUUCAGCUACACAAAAUAAAGUAAUAAUAAUAAUGAUGAUGAUUUUUAAAUUGUUGCAACUCACCCUGGACAUGCUGCUGAAGGGCAGGUAAAAAAUAUAAUAAGAACAUCAGCAAAAUGAGGGAAAUAUAUUUAAAAAGCAUUUUUGAAGGUAUGUCAUGUGUAACAUUAGAUCUGAAUAAUAGCUGACUUCAUUUAUUGUAACUAUCUGUAGUUACAAAUUGAAGAUUACAGCAAUAUCAGGCUUAUUGCAAUAUUAGGCUUAUUGCACUAAUGCAAGUUUGCAAAUACUUGGUUGGUUGGAUAAACCACAUCCUAAAAAGAAUAACUUAAAACAACACCAUCCUACUUCCUAUUUUCCAACAAUAAGCACUGUUUUCAUUAUCGCUUUGUAGAGAGAUUAUCAGGCUGAGUACAAGCACAUCAGGGGGUGUAAUGUGCUUAGAUGUGAGUUAAGUUAUUUGGGGAGAGUAGUUAAUCUGAUCCAAGGCUCAGCUCUGAAAGACUUGAAGGAAUAACCAAGUGCUUCUGAGCACGUGCAGAGGGAUUUCCCUUCACUGUUGAAUAACCAGAACCUUUUCAAAGAACUGAAGGUACAUCUGACCUUAUUGGAGUUUGUGGAAGGUUUGAAUUCUAUACUACUUUUGUGUGUUUACUAGAGUUGGUCCUAAGAGUGCUGGAUAAAUAAUUAAUGGUCUGCUUCCAGCAGCAAAACUUUUUGGGCUGACCCUGAUUCUCAUAUUAUGGAAAGGUGUCGGGCCAGCCUUGUUAACAGUCAAGAGUUUUGCUGUGGGUCUCAGAUUUCAAGAGCAGACUCUCUCACUGAAGUCAGAACUGUGUACUGUGUACUAGAGAUUAUGGUGAAAAAACCUCUCAUCUUGACUCCAGCUCUACACAGCUAGAAGACUGGAAGCUAAGGUUGAUGUCUUAACAGACUCCAUGAUCAAUAAUGAUGUGCAAUGUCACAAAUUGUGCUUUCUUAUGACUCCAUGUACCCACAAAUUUCCUUGGUCCAUCUACCUAAAUCCAGAUGUGGAGGGUGAAAUGUCUGUGACCAGUAUAGAUACUGUUGUUUUUUUAUCCUGCAUUGACUUACGAAAUGUUGAUGGUCCUAAUGAAAGAUUAUCUCUAUCCAAAAAUUUUAAGUCAUUGGCUCUGCAGGCAUCACUUUUAUAAGCUAUAGGAUUGUGAGGCUUAUCAUGGCAAGGGUGUUAUUUUUGUUUGCCAAUUGCCUUAACUAAAGGGUACUGCCGUGUCGCUUUAAUAUUUUAGGAAAUUGAGGCUGAAAUUUUCACCCCCCACCCCAAAUGGGUUGCAUUUUGCAGACAUCUCAGUUAUGGCAACAGAUCCAGUGAUCAAGUCUAAUGGAACAGUAGUGUUGAUUCCCUCUGAUGGUGCUAUCCAAGCAGGUCAGGAUUUCCCUGGACUUCAACCAGCAGGGACAGUGCAAUGUAUACAAAAUGUAGACCAACAGCCUGGAGGGUCCAACAACGAACAGAUGCAAGAAGAUUUGUUGAAGAAACUCCAUAAAAUAGAGAUCAAGACUCUGGGGGUAAGUUUCUUUGAUAUGUUCAGGUCCAUGGAAUGGUGGUACUUUCCUGCCAAGAGUAUAGGAAGGACUAAAUUGAUUCAUGGGGGUAUCUUACCAGGGUACUACCAGACAAAGAUUCAACCAGAUUAUCCUCUGGUCCAAUGUGACUUUGUUAGUGAUAUUUCAAUACUUUCGGCCCUCACUAACUGACUGGCCAACUGACUCAAACAUACAGAGGAGCAGUGAAAUUUUCAGGGUAAUUCCUGAUGAGAUUGGGUUCUGAAAACUGAUAGUCCAAGGCACCCAUUAUAUUCACCAUGUGAAAGUUGUAUCUGUCAAGUUUUCAAGGCCAAGAGAGAGCCGGAGUUGAUAGAAAGAACAUGUGGAGGUUUCUUGUAUCUCUCGUUAUCUGUCUUUAUGCCUCUUCUUAGCAGGAGUGGGGAGGGAGAAGAGCAGAGCAAAUCUUCAAUCCCAUGGUAGAGUUGCCAUAUUUCAAAAAGUGAAAAUCCAAAGCUUUUUUUGGCAAAGUUGUUGAGCUUUUUGAGGCCCGAAUCUGGACGUAUGGCAGCCCUGUCCCAUGGACACUUACUUACUCACUCAGCAGUAGGGAUUUCCAGUGGUGGCCCCAGGCUUCAGAAACUUCUUACAUGUUGGCAUCCAGAAGUCCACCACAAUCACACCUUUUUGGAAAGCUGUUUUAAGCAGUUUUUAGAGGGGAUUUCUUCUCCUUUUUAUUAUUAAUAAAACGUGCUUCAGAGCAAGUGUGGUUAAAUUGUGGUUCUUGAGAGGCUGUUGGACCCCAGUUCCUACCAUACUUGACCAUUGACCAUGGGGGCUGAUGGGCGUUGGGGACCAGCAAUAUCUGAAGAGCAGCAGAAUUUUUAUAGAAUACUCGGGAGUUUCAAGGAUGUUGUUUUGUUCUCUCACAGUUGAUGUACUCUUGUUUUAAUAUGUAAGCCACCUUGGAGGGGAAUGUUUGAUCUUGUCUGUACUUUUUUCUCACAGGCCAUCCAGGUCAUGCUGGGACUGAUCUACAUUAGCUUGGGGACAAUUGUAAUUGUUCAUUUUCGUCGAUACUACAAACUUUUCACUUCUAUUACAGGCUAUCCAUUCUGGAGUGGAAUAUUUGUAAGUAUUACGCACCUUUGAGAAUGAAGUUUGUUUCAGUGCCCAUGGUUCUGUGACUUUAAACCUUGAGGAAGAGAUCUACAUUAGAAUGGCUAUUCUUCAGCAUUUGGCUUUUUGGGUGCAGAUGCCUAACAGCAGGGAAAAUAAUCCACUGUCACCCUUUGCUUUAUUUCUGCAAAAUGGAAUUGUCAUAGAAUUAUUAGGAAGUGAAAGGAAAGGAAAUAAUGUGUCAUGCCCUGAAUUCUAAAAAAAAAUGACAGAAAUGCAUGUAUAUGUUAUAUACAAGUUCACAUCUGUCUUCAGAGGUGAUUCAGUUAACGAUUUGCCCAUAAGGGAAAAGAAUGACCGCUCCCCACAUCAAAUGGGAGGCGCAUUUUGUGUGGUCAUGUGCAGACACACACACCCCGAUCCCAUGCGGCUCCCGGCAGUACAGCCUGGAUUCACCUCCCCCCCCAGCUGGACACCUGGAGGUAGCCGCCUACCUCUGCCAGUUAACCAGUGCCAGCUGGAGAGGCGUUGCCAGGAAAGAGUUGGCCAGGUAAGGGGAGGGACCGCCCUGCCCACACCCACUAUUGUGGUGGAACUUACCUGGGAGUUUUCAGUUGGCUUCCACCCUGCCCUCCCUCAGUUAAGGCUUCUUUUGCAGGUUAACCUCUUCUUCACAGGUACGCAGGCACUGCUAAGUUAUGGUCAGUGUUGAAGGGCUGGAAAGGAAUUUUCCUGCAUUGGCAGGUUUUGCCUUCCCCGUAUCAAAACAUCUCAACUUUGGCGGUUUCAGGCCUUGGGCGGAAUCCUUUAGUCUAUCUUCCCUAAAUGAGGGGGGGCAUGAAAUGGUGACCCACGCCCCCCCUGCGGUGGCGAUCCCAGGGUUCCCCAUUAAAGGGGUUGUUUUGAGGGGAGGCAUAGGCCAUACGCCAAUAGGUUGUCAUUGCUCUCCCCUGCUAUGGCGGUGAAAUGGAGGGCGGGCUCUCUGCUUGAACAGACGUUCUCCAGAGCCAGCCCAAUCCCCACACAUUCUGGAUAAUGCUGAUGUUCCCCGGAUCCCUGGCCAGGGGAGGGGUAAACACCCAAUGCCUAAGCCAAGGUCUCCCUACGUUUGAAGCUUUAAGAAAGUUGUGGCCAAAUUUUAAUCCCAUAGCAUGUUGUCUUGAGUCAUUAUUCCACUUGGGUGUCGCCCGGGGUUGGGGGGUCUCCGCCUGUCCUCACAAUAUACUAUCACCUGACAUCACUCCUAUUAUGCCAUAGUACUAUGUAGUUGGAAGUAGAUUGAUUUUCCUGGAAUUUUAAGUGAACUGCAGUAAAAUGCAUUUUCUUCUUUUUUUUUGGGAUAGUUCAUUUUUUCUGGAUCACUGUCUGUGGCAGCUGAGAAAUACCCAAACAAAGCCUUGGUGAGAUGUAGAAUGUUUUCUCUUUCUUCUUCCCUUCUUCUCCAUCCUAACUCUUGAUUCCAUGAACCUUUAUCCCAAGGGGGUGGGGUAGGGUAUUGGGAAUCUGGCAACAUGGGACAGACACUUUAUUCCCUGGACACCAGGUUACUUAUGAGACAGAAGGGUCUAUUGGCUUGGCCUUUGCUGCUCUGCAGUGUGAACUAGAUAAUGUCCACAGAGGAAUAGUACAGCUCACCAGCAAAUCAGGUUAGAAAUCAAGGGUAGAGGGGGUGGUGAAUUUAAGGCAGUUAAGUUUUUUGUUGGUAAACUCAUUCUCUCUCUCUCUCUCUCUCUCUCUCACUCUCAGGUUAUGUCCAGUGUGAGAAUGAACAUCACAAGUGCUAUAAUGGCCACAAUUGGCAUCAUUCUAUAUGCAAUGGAGAUAGAUAUAAAUAAUAAAAGAGAUUAUAGUGAUUCUGAAGGCUUUUUUCUGCAGGUAAGUUAACAAGCAAAUACAAGUAUGGAAAACAUUGACUUUACAGGCAACAUCCAGUUGUGUCAAUGGGAAAGACUCAUGCACCUACCUUGAGCUUCGCUUCCUGUUUUCAAAGCACAAGUUCCUACAGCAAAGGAGACCAGCCACUGCUUAGUUCAAAAAAAAAAAGCUUGUCUCUGAGGCAGUGGGGAAUACUGUGGAGAAAACAGCAAGUAAAGUUGAAACUGCCUGUGUGGUUCUUUUGACCAUGCAUGUCCUUUCUUAGCAUUUUGGGUUGUGCCUUUAGAAAUGUGGAAUUCUGGCAAACUUGUGAGUCUGGGAGAAAUUCCUCACUUUCAGCACAUCAGAUAUUUGUUCUAUUUCAGCUAAGAGUCAAUGGAUUAACCUAUAGGUAAAGGUAAAGGUACCCCUGACUGUUAGGUCCAGUCGCGGACGACUCUGGGGUUGUGGCGCUCAUCUCGCUUUAUUGGCCGAGGGAGCCGGCGUACAGCUUCCGGGUCAUGUGGCAGCAUGACUAAGCCGCUUCUGGCGAACCAGAGCAGCACACAGAAACACCAUUUACCUUCCCUCUGGAGUGGUACCUAUUUAUCUACUUGAACUUUGACGUGCUUUCGAACUGCUAGGUUGGCAGGAGCAGGGACCGAGCAACAGGAGCUUACCCUGUCAAGGGGAUUCGAACCGCCGACCUUCUGAUUGGCAAGCCCUAGGCUCUGUGGUUUAACCCAAAGUGCUAGCCACUUUAUUUGGCACUUCAAUGCCUCCUUCAUUGAGUGCAACUCCAGUUCUUGGACUCCAAUUCCCAUCAGCCCCACUCUGCGUGCCCAACAGUAAAGCUGUGAGGGGAGAUGUCAUCCAGCAACAUCCAGUGGACCAAAGGUUAGCCAACCCGAUACAGCUGAAGGAUGGCAAAGAUGUACGCAAUGAAGACUACUACCUGUUGGGAUACUGCCAGGGAGACAAAGUCCAUCAUGGCCCCAAGCCGUCUGCCGGACGAUCCAUCGAUCUCCCGUAGGCACGCAGUGUCAGCAAUUAGUGACAUGAGUUUCUAGAAAAUAUCUUGCCACAUUCCAGAGCUCAUGCACACUCUAUCAGCAGAUAGUCACAGCAAAAGUCGCACUCAGGAGAGCAUUAUUUACAAGUUUUAUUCAGCGUUGAUCAGAACAAAGAAAGACAUGACUGCCUGCGUCAGUGUCUCCAACACAGAGAGAAAACGAAAGCAACAGAAAACAUAAACAUCCUGUGAACAGGAAAUACGCAGACUCUGUGGCUCACAGCCUGCUCCCUUUUAAGGUGGAACGGAAAUAUCCAACAUUGUUAGUAGGGGGUGAAGGAAAAAAUCGUGUACACCGGUGUUCACAUGCCAUUUCAAGAGAGAAUGCAAUUGUGCUUGUCCUCCAAAGUUAUGAUGGACUCCUUCCAUUUAAUCUGGUUCUGAAAUAAUGGUGUGACGUGUGUAGUUCGCUAUGCUGUUCUGCAGGAUGCUAGUCAUCAGCAGGCCCUUGGGUUUUAAAAGCAUUUGAGGCAAAUGCCAAGGGAGGGUUGCUAUGUGAGGGUACUCUCUCAUGGGCUCCUUAGAUUGCUCUUGUCUUUAGUGGAUCCAUAAUACAGUCAAACCUCAGUUGUCAAAUCUGAGGUUUGACUGUACAGCUGAUUUAGCAAUGUAGUACAAUGUAAUACAAUGUGAUGCAGUGUAAAAUGAAUUAACAAGAAUAUGUCAUAUUCCAGAUUAAGAGCCUUCACAUGCUUUUAGCUUCGUGUGUGUUCCAAGUAUAGCAGACUAUAAAAUCUUGUCAGGUGUGCAUUUUCCACUUUAAUCAAAUGGAUCAGAGUUGUCACCACCUCACUGUCCCCAACUGUUCCCAAGCUGCUUUUUAAGAGUAGGUUGUAGGGCAGGACGUAAUUCAAUGCUACAACUGGACAAAUUUGUAGGAGGGACAAGUACAUAAUGCAAUUCAUGGUUCUCUGCUGCGUAGUCUGCAGGUACUGCUCUCGCUGUCCUUCUCCUCCUGCUCACCAUGCUGGAGUUAGCCAUCACGGUUUCCUUAGCACAUCUUGGGAUGAAGGCAGCCAGCAGCGACAUGGUAAGCAUUUCAAUAUCUUUUUUCAAGUUUUAAGAGGAACAUUCUUAAAGGUCCAAGGAGAAGAUGGUACGGAGAAUUUAUUUAUUUGUGGAUAUGAAUAGCCUCCUUCAAUCUAUAGGGGUAUUCCAUCAUAGAUGCUGGGUCUGGAUCCUGAGUCUAUUGCAGCCUAGAACAGCUUUCUUCAACACUGGGCCCCCAGAUGUUGUUGAAUUUUGACUCUCAUCAUCCAUGGCCACAGGCUAUUUUGAGGACAUUUUGUGUCUUGUUCAAGCAACUCAUUUAUUCUGCACUUAUUUCUCAUUUCCCAAGAGUAGACGGCAAGUCUUCUCUCAAGGUUACCCUUCUUGUUCAUAAGAUUAUAGUUUCUCCUCAACCGAAAUCAACAAUUUUGUACAUGGGGAGGUGUGAUUCUCUAUGAGAAGAUGCGUUCAUUUCAGUUUUGAUUUCUGAAUCAGUCCCCAUUAGGUGUGGGAGAGAAGUUUGGUUUGGUUCAUAUUUUAAUGUGAACCUUCCUAACUCACACUUCAUGAAAGCCCUGGGCUGCAGUGCUAUUUUUCUAGAAAAAGAGGUGCCGGAACUCACCAUGAACAGCAACCUUGUCCUUUUAUAAUGACAAUGGUGCCCACCUGAGAGGUGCUAUUCUUCAAACUUUGUAGAUCUCUAAGUGUUAUGUAGUUCUCCUACCAAAAUAAUGUGAAUAUUAAUGGGAUGUGCAUAUGAAAAGGCAUAUGAAAAUUAUAUAUAAACAUGCAUUAUAUGAGCGCUAAUUGCUUGCAAAAAUGUUCUUAUAAGGGUAAAUGCACAAUAAAAUGCUGAGGGCCUUAUAAAAACAAAUUGGUACCUUGUUUGGAAAUGUGCAGGGACAGCCAACAUGCUGCCUCAGAUAUUUUUGGACUCCGCAUCAACCUGACAAUUGGUCAUGUUUGCUGGGACUGGUGGGAGUUCGAGCUCCUGGUCCAGUGUGACCAGAAUUGGGUCUCCAGUUUUUUUAGCACUGCUACCUGUAAUAUUUCUAACUGGAUUGAAUCUAAGACCUUCUCUAGAUUCAAAAUAUGUGUGGUACCACUGACCCCCCUCUUAUUAGCUAAUAGGAACUAUGUUGUAACCUCAGUUAGACCCUAGAUGCUGUAAAAAUGAUGCAUAACUUAAUUAUUAGGACACAAGCAUCACUUACUUAUUAGGACACAAAGCAUCACAAUUGCCUUCCAAUCAUGCCGUAACAUAGUUUUAAAAAUUGUUCAGCAUAAUCAAGCAGGCUCAUGCCCUUAGCAGUAAGAAUCCUUUGGAUUAUUCCAACAUGUUUGGUCAUUCAGUCAUAAAAGAAGGGAGACCAGUAAGAGUUCUAAUACACUGGAAGAAAUAAGGGAAAUUGUUUUAAUAAAUAUUGCUGUGGUGAAUAUUGCAGUGAUGAAUAUUGCAGGAAAUGAUGCUAGGAUGAAAACAAAGAUCAUAACAAUGAAUAAAUUUCAUAUGUAUUAUUUUACUGUUGUUAGCCACUCUGAGCCCGGCUUUGGCUGGGGAGGGAGGGAUAUAAAUAAAAAUUUAUUUAUUUAUUUAUUUAUUAUAUAGUAAAUUAAUUUUGUGUGUCUCUCAGGCCACAACUGUAUCGCCAUCUCCUGUCUUCAAACAAGAUGUAAGUCCCAUAGAAGGCAAUCCUGAUCCUCCAGCCAAUAACAACAACGCGUAG
This is a messenger RNA of Podarcis lilfordi (Lilford's wall lizard), 9159 nucleotides long. The record is from the annotation of a GenBank genome assembly. Lineage: Eukaryota; Metazoa; Chordata; Lepidosauria; Squamata; Lacertidae.